GGGGACCUUCCCAAUGGCAACAACAGCAACGGAGACUCCCAUGACGGCGACGACGAUGACGAUGAUGACGACGACAACGGCGACAUCAAACGCAUCUGCCCGCAGCUCGCAACCCAAGACAAAGGCUGCGUCCGCUACACGCGAGGCUUCGACGUGACUGGCGUCGUCAGCGAAGUCGACCUCGCCUUCCCCGAAGUUGCUAGCGAAUGCGACUGCAUCCAAGCGUGCCUAGACAUGCCUGGGACAUGCGCCAGCUACGUGUGGAUGUUUUCCACAGCCGACGCAGUCGACUCCGGCCACCGCACUUGCACCUUAUACUCCGAUUUCAAUCUCCCCGGCAGCGUGGCGAUUCAGUUUGAUCUCGAGAGCGCCAAUAACCAGAACAUCAACGCCGCGCAGAUCACGUCCGAGGGAGCGAAUCCGGAUAUCGGCGGUCCUGUUCCUCAGGCCUUUCAGGACCUCGAUAGUGUCGUUCCUGAUCCUGAUGCGGUUUCUGGCCCCGUUUGGCUGCUUGCUAAUGGGGAGGUGCAGUGUUAGUGGGUUGUUUGAGCUUCUGGGUGGUCUUCCUUAUCGAGUGGGGUGGGAGAGAUGAUGUUGGAGGUUGUAAUGUGGGUUUGUAUUGAA
This is a messenger RNA of Aspergillus candidus, 624 nucleotides long. RefSeq lists its product as uncharacterized. The transcript has a single exon. The record is from RefSeq and is a predicted model, not a curated record. Bases 235 to 537 code for a protein of 100 amino acids. NCBI's taxonomy places the organism in Eukaryota, Fungi, Ascomycota, Eurotiomycetes, Eurotiales, Aspergillaceae.